Phyllostomus hastatus (greater spear-nosed bat) is the source of this 939-nucleotide messenger RNA. Its product is annotated as olfactory receptor 51I2. Gene Ontology annotation, cellular component: membrane. The transcript has a single exon. Gene Ontology annotation, biological process: G protein-coupled receptor signaling pathway. Lineage: Eukaryota; Metazoa; Chordata; Mammalia; Chiroptera; Phyllostomidae. Gene Ontology annotation, molecular function: G protein-coupled receptor activity; olfactory receptor activity. The record is from RefSeq and is a predicted model, not a curated record. Bases 1 to 939 code for a protein of 312 amino acids.
AUGGCAUUGUUCAAUGUCACUCAUCCUGCUUCCUUCCUCCUGACUGGUAUCCCUGGUCUGGUGAGCUCUCACUCUUGGCUAGCAGGGCCCCUCUGUGUAAUGUAUGCUGUGGCCUUUGGGGGCAAUGCAGUGAUUUUGCAGGCUGUGCGAAUGGAGCCCAGCCUCCACCAGCCCAUGUACUACCUCCUGUCUUUGCUGUCCUUCAGUGAUGUGGCCAUGUCCAUGGCUACACUGCCUACUGUACUCAGAACCUUCUGCCUCAAUGCCCGCAACAUUGCUUUUGAUGCCUGCCUAAUUCAGAUGUUUCUCAUUCAUUCCUUCUCCAUGAUGGAAUCAGGUAUUCUCCUGUCCAUGAGCUUAGACCGCUAUGUGGCCAUUUGCAAUCCCUUGCACUAUGCCACUGUGCUCACCGAUGGAGUCAUUGCUGGAAUGGGUAUAGCUGUGACUGCUCGGAGCUUCAUUACCCUCUUUCCUCUUCCAUUCCUUAUCAUGAGGCUGCCUAUCUGCAGAUCCAAUAUUCUUUCCCACUCCUACUGCCUACAUCCAGACAUGAUGAAACUGGCCUGUGCUGAUAUCACUAUCAACAGCAUCUAUGGACUCUUUGUUCUUAUAUCCACCUUUGGCAUGGAUCUGUUUUUUAUCUUCCUCUCCUAUGUGCUCAUUCUGCGUUCAGUCAUGGCCAUUGCUUCCCAUGAGGAACGCCUCAAAGCUCUCAACACAUGUGUGUCACAUAUCCUGGCUGUACUUGCAUUUUACGUGCCAAUGAUUGGGGUCUCCAUAGUGCACCGCUUUGGGAAGCAUGUCCCACGUUACAUACAUGUCCUCAUGUCCAACAUCUACCUUUUUGUGCCCCCUGUGCUCAACCCUCUCAUUUAUAGCGCCAAGACAAAGGAGAUCCGCCAAGCCAUUGUCCGCAUGUUUCGCCACAUCAAAAUGUGA